Molecule: messenger RNA, 411 nt
Organism: Coprinopsis cinerea okayama7#130
Lineage: Eukaryota; Fungi; Basidiomycota; Agaricomycetes; Agaricales; Psathyrellaceae
Product: transthyretin
Exons: 4
Coding region: 1-411 (136 amino acids)
Biological process (GO): purine nucleobase metabolic process
Molecular function (GO): hydroxyisourate hydrolase activity
Source: RefSeq, a predicted model, not a curated record
AUGAACAAGUCCCCAAUAACCUGCCACAUUCUCGACGCAUCGCUUGGUAGGCCAGCCGAGGGAGUGGAGAUUCGCUUGCAGCGUAUCGAAAUAGCCGCCGACGGUACGAUGGUGGCACACCCACUAGCACAAGGCUCUACCAACUCCGAUGGUCGCUGCGUCGACCUAUUGCCCGUAAAGGGAUCACAGGAGGAGCAGGAACGAAAUACAGCCCUGCAGGGCGGCCAAACCUACAAGAUCGUCUUCAGGACGAAGGAGUACUUUGAGAAAACGGGAAGGACAUCCUUCUAUCCUUGGGUAGAGCAUUCCCAUGUGUUCCAGAUUCCUUUCACAAUCCAGAAACCAGAAGAGCACUAUCACAUUCCAUUGCUAAUCAGCCCGUUCUCAUUCACAACGUACCGAGGAAGUUGA